AUGGUUAAAGAUUUUCAAAAGCUGAACUAUGACCAAUUGGAUGCAUUACUCUCCAUUGACAGUCUUCAAAGCAAAGAGAAUUUAUGCUCCACUGAAGAAGCUCAUCAAAAAUUUAUGAAAAUUUAUCCCAAGAUCUUCAUUAAAAAAAAGCCCAUAUUGCCAGGUAUUCCUGAAAAAAGAACACUAGGGGUACAUUCCUGUAAUUUCUGCCCCAAUGCUAUAACUGCUGAAGGUCUUCACAACAUACAUUUCUAUUUGAAUAAGAUGAAAAGUCCCGAUAGGUUGCAGCCCAGCUUUCCAAAAUCCCGAGAGUGUGUACAAAAUUUAAUAAAAAUACUCAAGAAAAUACCUAUUCUAAGAACUGAAAAAGAACAUGAGACUGUCUAUAAAAUAAUGAAAGUCAUUCCUGAUAUUAAUGAGCAAUUAUCUGAAGAAGAGAUAAAGGAAAUCAGCAAAGCAGUUCUAAGAGAAUACUGGGUGAAAGAAAGUACAGUGGAUGCGAGCCAAGGAUUCUACAUUAUACUUAGAGGGUCUGUUAAGCCACAGACAAAGUAUUACAAAAGACUGAUUGGAGGAAAUUUCAUUUCAGUGCCUCCUCAGGUAACUUCUGUUGUAGAGAGUGUGGUUGCAUGGCAGCUUCCCCGAAAGGACUCAUUUGGUGUAGGGUGCUGUUUUGGGACUUUGGUACCACUCCCUUUAAAGAUGAAACAUGAUGUGCUUACUGUUCUUACAGAGGAAAACUGUGAUUUUAUCAAAAUUCCAUCCAUCAAUUACUUAAGGGUAAAAGAGGAUAUAGCAAAACAUGAACAGCAGGCCAAGGAACAAGUAAUCCGUGGAUCUCCAUUUUAUCAAAACUGGCCGAUGAUAUUUAUAUUUAAGUUAACUGCUCAAUUAAAAUGGAGGAAGUUUCCAACAGACUAUGUGUUUAUGGAAGAAGGAGAAAUAAGCAAAUAUGUAGGAUUCAUUAAGUCUGGACAUGGCAAUGCUUACCGAAUAAUUCCAGCCCUUGUAAAGCGACCUUUGGGGAAAAUGGUUAAGCAAAUGAGACAAGUUUUCAUCGGCCAGUUACAUCGACAUCAAUCCUUUGGAGAAACGAGUGUUCUUCUUCAGACACCAUCUACAUAUACACUGAAAGCAGCAACUCCUGUUGAACUGGGAGUUAUUAAUGCUACAGAUGUGCUUGAGUUAGGAAUCAUAAACAAUAAUGAGCUCACUGAAAUAACUCUUGAGAUUAUGCUUUAA
This is a messenger RNA of Ahaetulla prasina, 1242 nucleotides long. RefSeq names its product cyclic nucleotide binding domain containing 1 (gene CNBD1). The transcript is spliced from 13 exons. The coding region runs from base 1 to 1242 and encodes 413 amino acids. The record is from RefSeq and is a predicted model, not a curated record. Lineage: Eukaryota; Metazoa; Chordata; Lepidosauria; Squamata; Colubridae.